Molecule: messenger RNA, 1112 nt
Organism: Pelodiscus sinensis (Chinese soft-shelled turtle)
Lineage: Eukaryota; Metazoa; Chordata; Testudines; Trionychidae
Gene: RGS5
Product: regulator of G protein signaling 5
Source: RefSeq, a predicted model, not a curated record
CAUGUAAGUCUGAGGUGAAUGACCCCUGAAAUGCUGCCUGUGGGGCUAUUGCUCUGACCUUUCACCAACAGGACUCUGCAGGACAGCACAAAGAAUUGGUAGGGCAGGGGCUUUCCCAAUGGGAGCCUGAAAUCCCUGAUAAAGUGUGGGAUUUAAUAAGGAGAAAUCUUUGGGAGUACACAAACCAUUUCUAGCCUUUACAUCUAGUCACCUGCUCUCAAGCUACUGACAUAAACUAGCCCACAUGCACUGGUUUGAGGUUGGGGAACAUCAAUGAAUACCAAAGCCCUUUGGCUUCUCAUUCCCUACGGUCUGAGGAGUGCUGUCUACUCUGCAGCGGGGACUGCUAUUGGUCUGGCGCAGGUCCAGGGCAGAAAGAGCCUCUAUAUAUGCCUGGAGAGGGGAAAGCUGCAUCACAAAGAGAGCUGGAGCCGUCUUGUCCUGCCUUCUGCCAGGAGCUGCUUGAAGCUGAGGAAAUAACUGCUAGACAAAAUGUGCAAAGGAUUAGCUGCAUUGCCACACACAUGUCUGGAGAGAGCGAAGGAGAUCAAGACCAAAUUGGGCACCCUCCUCCAGAAGCCUGAUUCGGCUAUUGACCUGAUCAUCCCAUACCCAGAAAAGCCGGAGAAGCCAGCCAAGGCUCAGAAGCCCUCACCAGAUGAGGCUUUGCAGUGGCGUGAGUCCCUGGAGAAACUCCUGCAAAAUGCCUAUGGUCUUGCCGGCUUCAGGAGCUUCCUUAGAUCUGAGUUCAGUGAGGAGAACAUUGAGUUCUGGAUUGCCUGUGAAGAAUACAAAAAAAUCAAGUCCCCAACCAAGAUGGCUGAAAAAGCCAAGAAAAUUUAUGAAGAGUUCAUCCAGACGGAGGCACCUAAAGAGGUGAACAUUGACCAUGGCACCAAAGCUGUCACCAUGAAGAACUUGGUGGAACCAUCAGCAAGCAGCUUCAAUGAGGCCCAGAAACGGAUCUUUGCCCUGAUGGAAAAAGACUCCCUGCCCAGAUUUAUGCGGUCAGAAUUUUAUCAGGAGUUAAUCAAGUAGCAAUGUGGCCAGGCUGUGAAUGCAGCCCCUGCUGGCCACUCGCUGCCAGCCAUACUAUUGCCUAUUUCCAAAAC